AUGGCAUUCCAAUCAGCAACUAAAUUGUCAGUUGUCGCCUUAGUAUUGCUAAUUUUGGCAAUGGGAUCUGAGGCUGGUGGAAUAGCAAUCUACUGGGGUCAGAACGGAAACGAGGGCACCCUGGCAGAUACUUGUGCAACUGGAAACUACCAAUAUGUAAACCUAGCCUUCCUCGUGACUUUCGGAAAUGGUCAGACUCCAAUGAUUAACCUUGCUGGCCAUUGCGACCCAUCCAGCAAUGGUUGCACAAGCUUAAGUUCUGACAUAAAAUCAUGUCAAGCCCAAGGUGUAAAGGUGAUGCUUUCUAUAGGAGGAGCUUCUGGAAGCUACUCCCUUGCCUCGUCAGAGGAUGCGAGGCAAGUCGCAACUUAUCUGUGGAACAAUUUCUUGGGUGGUCAAUCUUCGUCCCGUCCCCUGGGGCCAGCUGUCCUAGAUGGAAUUGACUUUGACAUUGAAGGAGGAUCGGGCUUAUAUUGGGAUGACCUUGCAAGGUACCUUUCCGCUUAUAGCAAGAAAGGUAAAAUGGUGCACUUAACAGCAGCUCCCCAGUGCCCCUUCCCUGAUGCUUGGGUGGGAAAUGCCCUCAAAACCGGUCUUUUCGAUUACGUUUGGGUCCAGUUCUACAACAACCCUCCUUGCCAAUACGCUUCUGGUGAGGUUACCAAUCUCGAGGAUGCAUGGAAGCAAUGGACUUCGGCCAUUCCAGCCGGCAAGAUUUUCUUGGGUUUGCCUGCAUCCCCUGAGGCAGCAGGCAGUGGCUUCAUUCCUGUACCUGAUCUCACAUCAACCGUGCUUCCAUCCAUUAAAGGCUCUUCCAAGUAUGGAGGUGUGAUGCUGUGGUCCAAGUAUUACGAUGAUCAAAGUGGAUAUAGUUCUUCCAUUAAGAAUGAUGUCUGA
Molecule: messenger RNA, 897 nt
Organism: Dovyalis caffra
Lineage: Eukaryota; Viridiplantae; Streptophyta; Magnoliopsida; Malpighiales; Salicaceae
Source: the annotation of a GenBank genome assembly